UACAAAGAUAGUUUAUACAGACAGGAAGUGACCUUUGUUCCAGGAAGCUCUUCCACCAUCUUGAGGUCAUUCUUCCACUGGGCAGGCAGCAUGUAUCUAUCUCUCCCAUGAGGUUUGGGACAUCAUCACCUUUUCACAGACUAAAAUAAAGUUGGAGUCCUCUGGUGGACAAUACAAGCAUGGGCUUCUGUUUACUGGAGUCUCUAACAAGUGUUUAGCUGUCCGUUUAGAACCACACAUAGUCAGUGUUUUGAGAGCGGAACAGUGAAAAGGUGAUAGCACAACAAGCUUGGAGAUAGUAGUUGCUGCACAGACAGAAUGAGUCUAAGAUCAGGAAGUCAGUAUAAUGCUGAAGAUCAGCUACCCGGGACACAUCAAGGCAGGGAGAGCGCGCCAAGUGUCCAGCAGGAUGAUGUACGCUCACGCUCAUCUAGAUCAGCAAGGUCCAGUCAGAUUUCAUCAGCAAGUGCCCUUUUUGCCAGGGCUCGCGCCAAAGCAGAGGCUGCUCGCGUUCAGCUAGAAUUUGCUGAGAAAGAGGCUGCCAUUAUGAAGGAAAGAUCAGAGAAAGAGGCUGCCAUUAUGAAGGAAAGAUCAGAGAAAGAGGCUGCCAUUAUAAAAGAAAAAACUGAACAGGAAGCAAAGUUGCAUAUUCUUCAACGUCAGUGUGCAGCCGCUGCUGCAGCAGCAGAAGCAGCAGCUUAUGCGGAUAUUGAGCGGUCUGGAAUGGAAUCUAUCCACGAAGGCCCAGAUGUGCCCGAGAAACCGCUUUCCUCUGCAGAACGCACUAGGGCGUAUGUCCAAGAUAUUUCAAGUGGCAGCUCAACAAUACCGUUUCUCAAUCCAAAGUCAGCUGAAUUUAAACCAAAACCAUCAGUACUCCUGAGCGCACGAAAACAAACCCAUGAGGCUGGCAGUACCAGAGUGAUAAAAGAAGAAUCCUCACCGCAGCAACCCAAACACCAGAGCAUGCAAGACGUCACUAAAUAUCUUAUCCGUAAAGAAAUGGUUAAUACAGGCUUCCUCAAGUUUGAUGAUUGCCCAGAAAAUUACUGGGCAUGGAAGGCUUCUUUUCUGAAUGCAGUCAAAGACUUGGACUUAACAGCAGCUGAGACGCUAGACCUGAUGGUAAAGUGGCUUGGGUCUGAGUCUGCAGAGCAUGCAAGAAGGAUGCGCAGGAUACACCUAUUUAACCCUUCAGUAGGACUCGAUAUGGCCUGGCAAAGGCUAGAAGAAAGAUAUGGAUCACCAGAGGCAAUUGAAGGUGCUCUGAUGAAAAGACUGGAGUCUUUCCCUAAGCUAAACAGCAAAGACAAUUUAAAACUGCAAGAGCUGGGUGAUAUUCUUUGGGAAGUCCAGUGUGCCAAAGAAGAAGGUUAUUUAAGGGGACUUGCACAUUUAGAUACUGCCAACGGUACUAAGCCUAUAGUGGAGAAACUACCUCACCACCUGCAAGAGAAAUGGGUGAGUGUUGGAGCUAAAUACAAAGAAGAACAUGGUGUCCCCUUCCCCCCUUUCUUUGUGUUUUCUAGGUUUGUACAGCAGCAAGCUAAGAUGAGGUGCGAUCCCAGUUUUUCCUUCAUCACCAGCAGCCAACUGCCUAAGGCAGAAAAGCCACCUAGAUCCUACAAUAGGACUUCAGUGAUCACCCACAAGACAACAGUUCCCUCUGAGGACCCAGGAGAUUCAAGCAGCUACAAGGUAAACACCUUUGAAGGCCCUGACAGACUUUGCCCACUUCAUAAAAAGCCCCAUCCUCUAAACAAGUGCAAAGGGUUCAAAAGUAAACCUAUCAAGGAAAGGUUAGCCUUUCUUAGACAAAACGGCAUAUGCUUCAAGUGUUGUGAAUCCACCAAACAUAUAGCUAAAGACUGCAAAAUACAAGCAAAUUGCUCAGAAUGUGGCAGUGACAGACACAUCUCAGCUCUGCACCCCAAUACUUUGCAUCAACCAUUAGAGGUCACUGAAACCCCAAAAGAUGAGGGCAGGGAGCAAAAAGAUAAAUCAGCUAUCCCAGUAAUGUCCAAAUGCACUGAAAUCUGUGGUGACAGUACAAAUCCACGCUCAUGUUCCAAGAUCUGCCUAGCAACAGUGUACCCCACAGGGAAAAGAGAAAAGGCAGUAAAGAUGUAUGUGGUUCUGGAUGAACAAAGUAACAGGUCGCUGGCAAGGUCAGAAUUUUUUGAUGCCUUCAACAUUACAUCAAGUGCAGUUCCAUACACCCUAAAGACAUGUGCAGGAGUGAUAGAAACUUCAGGGAGAAGAGCUACUGACUUUACUAUUGAGUCUCUUGACAAGAGGAUCCAUCUCUCACUUCCCACUUUGAUAGAGUGUGAUAUGAUACCAGAUGAUAAAUCAGAGAUCCCUACACCAGAAGUGGCCCUUCAUCAUCCUCAUCUUAAUGCAAUAUCUCACCUUAUUCCAGCUGUCCAGACAGACGUCUCUAUUCUUCUACUUCUUGGAAGAGACAUUCUACAGGUGCAUAAGGUACGCCAACAAAUUAAUGGACCAUUUAAUGCCCCCUAUGCGCAAAGACUUGACUUGGGGUGGGUUAUAGUAGGAGAAGUUUGUUUGGGAGCAGCUCAUCGGCCUGACAGUGUCAACACUUCUAAGACAUCUGUGUUAACAAAUGGACGCACGUCCCUUCUCAGUCCAUGCCAAAACAGCUUUGUUGUUAAAGAAACCCUAAAACCAUACUGUGGCUCUCCUUCCAGUUAUGAUAGGAAUAUUAGUAGUGGUCUGAAGACCGACAAUUUAGGGAACUCAGUGUUCCAGAAGACAAAAGAUGAUGACAAACAAGCAAUGUCCAUAGAUGAUCAAACCUUUCUCCACAUCAUGGAUAAAGAGACUUUCCAAGAUAAGAACAACAAUUGGGUAGCCCCUUUACCUUUUCGCAAACCAAGGUGUUAUUUACCUAGUAACAGAGAGCAAGCCAUGAAGCGCUUAAACACACUACGCAAAACUUUGCAAAGAAAGCCUGAAGUGAAAAAAGACUUUACAGAAUUUAUCAAAAGGAUGCUGGACAAUAAUCAUGCUGAAUUAGCACCAUCACUGGAUAAAGGUAAAGAACACUGGUAUCUGCCAAUGUUUGGCGUUUACCAUCCACACAAGCCAGAUCAAAUAAGAGUUGUGUUCGAUUCCAGUGCUCAACAGGAAGGCAUUUCACUAAAUGAUGUACUGCUGAGUGGCCCAGACCUAAAUAACACACUUCUGGGUGUCCUCUUACGCUUCAGGAAGGAGCCUAUUGCCUUCACAGCUGAUGUGCAACAGAUGUUUUAUUGUUUUCUAGUGAGAGGACCAUCGAGACUACCUGCGUUUCCUGUGGUACAAGGAUAA
Messenger RNA from Hyla sarda, 3333 nucleotides. RefSeq lists its product as uncharacterized. The record is from RefSeq and is a predicted model, not a curated record. Lineage: Eukaryota; Metazoa; Chordata; Amphibia; Anura; Hylidae. The transcript has 2 exons. The coding region runs from base 319 to 3333 and encodes 1004 amino acids.